This is a messenger RNA of Planococcus citri (citrus mealybug), 2354 nucleotides long. RefSeq lists its product as uncharacterized. Gene Ontology annotation, molecular function: catalytic activity. The record is from RefSeq and is a predicted model, not a curated record. The transcript has a single exon. NCBI's taxonomy places the organism in Eukaryota, Metazoa, Arthropoda, Insecta, Hemiptera, Pseudococcidae. The coding region runs from base 154 to 2244 and encodes 696 amino acids.
CGUUGCUGAUAAUUGCUCGCUAGUGGCGUAAUAGUGAAAUUCGCUUACACUUCAUAAUAUUUGUAGUUUUUUUCGUAUCGGAAUAAAUUUCUCGCGACUUGAUUCGAUUUUCUGCAUCUCAAAUCGUCUAAAAGUAUCGAAUAUCGGUUCAAAAUGACCGAAUCCGUGAGUAAGGAGAACGCGAAGAGGAUUUUGGCUGUAUUGCGAUCAAGUGAUGAAAAAAUCAAAGUGUCCGGAUACCGCAAUGUAAUCCUAGUUAUCGGUAAUACAGGCUCAUCAGGUAAAUCCACAUUGACACAUUUCUUGGCCGGAAACAACGACGAACUUGUAUCGAGCGAAGUAGGCGAGAAUUCCGGCGAGUUUAUAAUUUCCAACGAUAAUAAUAACAAGAUCAGCGUGAACUCGAUGGUAAUUUCCAAAACAAUAACGUUUCCCGAAACGAUCGUCGAUGCUGAAAGAAAACUCGUUUUUAUCGAUUGCCCAGGAUUUAACGAUAGUCGCAGCGAAGCUUACGAUAUCGCUGCCCCGUACUUUAUCAAAAAAAUUGUAGAAAACGUAAAAAAUGUGAAAAUCAUCUUGACCGUGAGUUACCCUUCGCUUAGAAAAGGCGUCAAUCGUAUCGAUUUUCUUCAGUUGCUAGAACACGUGGGCAUUUUGAUCAAAAAUAUCGAAAAAAACGUCGACGGAGUUGCCCUUAUCGCGACCAAAGUCGAUAAUACGUUCACUUUUCGAAACUGCGCCGCUUCCAUGGUACCGGACACGUCGAUUAUACUUUCUGUUCUUCAUAAACGUUUAUCGCAAUACGAAAUUCAGAAAGAUACCAAACGCUUUCAUGUUCCGGAAUUCGAAACCGGUUCUGGUCUGCUCGGAAGCUUCGCCGAUUUCAUCAAUUUUUUCAACGAAAUCAGCUCUGCAGAAUUCCUCAAGGUGGCGAAUCUCAAAGAUCUGCAAAAGGUCAACAUCGACGAGACCAAAAUUCGAUAUUUUAAUCGAGCAAUCGAGUCUACUUUGCGAGAUUCUGUCAAUUACUUUGUGGAUAAUGAUACAAUAUUCCAAUCUACAGGCGAAUAUAUUAAAUUGAGCGAUUUGAUCGCCCGUGAAGACAACAUCCGGACUAGAUCUGUACAAAUAUUGGCCAAACAUACGGCGAUAAGAAAAUAUUUAAUAGGAAUAGAGUUCGAGUACUUACUAAUAGAUAAAAAUGAAAAAAUACGUUAUUUUGAUAACUUGAAUAUUAACGAUCUCCACGAUGUUAUUGAAAAGCGGAAAAAUAUAAAUAAUCCUUUUUUGUGCCAAGAUGAUUAUGGUAUCAAGGCUGGAUACUGGUAUAUAGAAGGCGACGAACGUUUUUCUAUGCGUGGUGUGUUAACUAAACAAAUAAUAAAAGGCAUUGAAAUAAGAACGCCUCCUUACUCAUCAAUUAACGAUGCGAUAGAUGGGCUUUUGAAUAUAGAAAAAGAUCUAUCAAUAUGCUUAGCACAAUGCGAUCUAAAACUAGCGAUCGCUGCCUUUAAUCCAGUAGCUAGAAAAUACAAAUAUCAGCCACCACUAAAUGAAUGGGAAAUAUCGAAACGAGAAAAAAAUCCAGAAUUUAUUAACACUGAUAUAGCAUUACUUACUUAUGGGCCAGAUAUUAAUAUAUCCGUACCACAUAUGAGCGACAAGGAUAUAAUUACUGCUGUUCAAAAACUUAAUUACUAUGCUCCAGAGAUUGUAGUCUUGACGUUAAAUGCCCCUUUUUAUCGAGAAAAAAGAUGGAAAGGUUUAUCUAAACGAACCUUUGAUCGAGCAAACUUCAGACCGGCUUGUAAAGGGUAUAUCAAUGGAGGAAAUACAUUGAACAUUUCUUUUAUUCAUGCUGCUGAAAUAGCAGCAGAGCAUGGUAGGAUUGAAUUCAAAGCGUUUGAUGCUACCCCUUCACUACCACUCUUAAAAUCUUGUUCUUCUUUAAUAUUAGGGUUAAUUAUGGAUAAGUCUUUAUUUUAUAAAAAUGAAGUGAGAAGUGCGAAUGAUUUUCAAGAGGUUUCAAUUAACCCAUUCGCUAAUCGGAAAACAAAAAAAAUCAUAAGUAAUUUAUUGCAAGCCGCUCAAUAUGCCUUGAUAGAAAAUGAAUUAUUCCAAGAAGCGAAAGGAAUUGAUUUUUUAUUUUACCUGCUAGAAGAAAAAAUGAUACCCGCCUACGAUACUAUAAGAUUAAAUGAAAAAAAUGGAAAAAUGAUACACUUGGGUGGUCUUGGUAAGUAAAAAUGCGAAUGUAGUCAUCGUUGAGUUGUAAAAUGGAUUUCUAAUGCAAUUUUUUUAAAAAUAGAUAUUUUAAUAAGAUGAAACCAUAUUUUUAAUAAUUUCAUGAAACU